Macrosiphum euphorbiae (potato aphid) is the source of this 411-nucleotide messenger RNA. The record is from the annotation of a GenBank genome assembly. Lineage: Eukaryota; Metazoa; Arthropoda; Insecta; Hemiptera; Aphididae.
AUGCGGAAAAACAGUUCUAAAACCGUCCCUCCACUAAUUAUUCCGAAGACACGAAUAAAGAGUGUGUCAAAUCACUCUCAAUCCCGGCCUACACCUAAACUCAAAAUAAUGGACUCAUCACCACAGCAAACAAACUUGUUCUAUCACCAUAUAAAUCACCAUUUAGUCAAUCACCAUCAAAAACGAACAAAAUAUGUUUCAAACAAUCGUUUUUCACCACUUAUAAAUGAAACCGACGUCUUCGAAAAUAAGGUCAACGACACAGACGACAUGGACCUUGAUUCUACACUAAACGAACCAACCUUCCUCCCCAAAAUCACAACAAAUAUAACUCCUCAAAAAAUAUUUAUUCGUUCAGUCACCGACUUCAACUCCUUCUGUAAGACCAUCAAAGAAGUGAUUAAUGCUUAA